AUGGCCGACGCGAAUGCACCUCCGACGAAAGACGUCGAAUUGGCGAAAUCCCUGGAAUCGAUCUUCCCCCAACUUGCUGGCCGCAUUCAAGGCAAGGUCUACACACCCUCGGGCCAGGUUUCUACUGUGGCAACGACCCUGAGUUUGUUACGAUGGAUCGGGCUUACCCUUGUACUAUUUGGCGAGUUCUUCUUCAUUACCCUCGGCGUUCCGUUUGGCCCGGCGUUGUUUGAUGCGUUGAAGGAACAUCGGUUUAUCGCCACCAUGGUGUUCAUGGCUAUCGGCGUCAUCUCGCAGAACCUGUCGUCGUCGGGCGCUUUUGAAGUCUACCUAAAUGACAAGCGUAUCUUCUCCAAACUGGAAUCCCAUCGUGCUCCUACAACGGCGGAAGUCGUCGGGUUUCUCGUCGCCAAGGGUUUGAAAAAGGGCAAGGAAUAG
Molecule: messenger RNA, 438 nt
Organism: Aphanomyces invadans
Lineage: Eukaryota; Oomycota; Saprolegniomycetes; Saprolegniales; Verrucalvaceae
Exons: 4
Coding region: 1-438 (145 amino acids)
Biological process (GO): cell redox homeostasis
Cellular component (GO): endoplasmic reticulum membrane
Molecular function (GO): thioredoxin-disulfide reductase (NADPH) activity
Source: RefSeq, a predicted model, not a curated record